AGUUCAUUCUGUGAAAUGGCCCAGCAUCCUCCUCCCUCUCUGCUGAUAUAAAAUAUAAACUGCUCUCUCUGCCUCCUCAGUAUCACAGACCAACAACACAGAGAACUCAUAAACUGCUCCGUCCUCAAGCCCCGCUGAAGCUGUUGACAUGGCAACGAACACCUCAUCCAAAUAUCACAAAAUCCCCCGCAAAGUUCUAAUCCAAGGAUCUCCUGCUGUCUACCAGUUGAAACUUAAGAAGGAGAACAUUCAACCUCAGAGAACAGUUAAAGAUAACAUUGGAACUCUGACAAGAAUGACUCUUGGUGAAACAAAUCCAAACAAGAUAAAUAAAACCAUCUUACUUGUUGGUGAAACAGGAACAGGAAAAUCUACUCUGAUCAACGCUCUGGUCAACUACGCCAUGGGAGUGGAGUGGGAGGAUGAUGUCUGGUUUCAGAUCGUAGAAGACGAGAAGAGAAGUCAAUCAGAAAGUCAGACAUCAGAUGUGAUCGUGUACCAGAUCUUUGGUUUUGAAGAUAAACCUCUGCCCUACUCUCUGACCAUCAUCGAUACUCCUGGAUAUGGAGACACCAGAGGGAUCGAACAAGAUGCCAGCGUCAGUCAAAGAUUAUUAGACUUGUUUCACUCAAAGGAUGGAGUUCAUGAGAUUAAUGCAGUGGGUCUGGUGCUGAAGGCGAGUGAGAAUCGACUGACUGACCGAUUGAGGUACAUCUUUGAUUCAGUGAUCUCUCUGUUUGGAAAAGACAUAGAGAAGAACAUUGUUGCUCUCAUUACACACUCAAAUGGUCUGACACCUGAAAAUGUUCUGAAAGCUCUCGAGGCUGCAAACAUUAAAUGUGCCAAAGAUGAAGAGAAUGAGACUGUUCACUUCCUGUUUGAUAACUGCCAGAGCACUCAGAAAACAAAGAAAAAUAAGGUUGCUUUGAAAGGUGCAUGGGAAGUAACAAAGGACCAAAUGGGCCAAUUUGCUGAUUUCCUGACAGAAAAUUCCCCUCAAAAGUUGGAGACAACUGUUGAAGUGUUGAAUACACAUACCAAACUGACAGCCUGCAUCCAAGACCUGCAAGACAGAAUUGAGUCGAUUGAUCUAAAACAGACAGAAAUCCAGCAGACUCAGGAAGGUCUGAAGAAGUAUGAACAAGAGAUGAAGAACAAUAAGAACUUUACUGUAGAAGUUGAUGAGGUCUACACAGAUACAGAACGUAUCGAUGGUGGGAAGUGGGGGUUCUUGGGGUUAUUUUAUGAAGGAGCGGUCUGCUGCAAAACGUGUAAGAGGAACUGUCACUAUCCUGGAUGCACAGUGGCCUGGUAUCCAAGAGACUGUGAGAUCAUGAAUGGUGGUCGUUGCACAGUAUGUCGUUGUUCCGUAUCAGCUCAUGUCAAAGAAGAGUGGAAGUAUGUGAACAAGACAAGAAAAGUGAAAAAGACCCUGCAAGAUGUGAAGGACAAGUAUGAAAGGAACAAGGCAGGAAGUGAGAGCGAGUUGAGCCUUUUGGAAACUCUUAAGAAAAACAUGGAAGAACUUCAGAAAGAAAAAGAUCAGUUGUUGGAAGAGUCCUUUCAGCAUGUUGUCAAACUGGAGCAAAUUGCCCUGAAUGUUAACUCAGUGUCUAUUUAUGACCACUUGGACUUCCUGAUUGAGAAGAUGACGGAGAAAGAGGACACAGGGAAGAAGAGGAAACUGGAAGAGAUGAAAGGUCGAAUGGAUAAAGAUGAAGGAAUCAAAGCAGCGCUGCAAUACGGGUUUAGUAAACUAACAGGAGCUGGUAAAGCAAAGAGACAAAGAACUACAUGAUCAGAAUCCCUGUGAGAAAAUAACUGUAGAAAACAAUGUCUACACUAAAAAUGUGUUUCAUAUCAUUUAAUAAAUAUUACAUUGCGAUCACAUUUUAAAUGUCAAAUGUGUAAUUCUUGAAAAAAGUGCCCUCUGUGGUGUAAUGACUGUUUCUGUUUGUCCUUGUAGUUGCAUGUUUAGUCACCACAUUCUCACUCCUGUUUUUUCUUGUAGUUUCAUGUUUUAUCACCACAUUCUCACUCCCAACACGCAUGGUCAGGAACCCCUGGUACAUUUGGACAAGUCCAAUUUGGCGUCAGUUUUUAAUGUGCUUGGUCAGGAACCCCUGGUGCCACUUCUUAACAAUCUGGGCACCUCUGUGGGGUAAUUUUCAAUGUGCAGGGUAAAACCACUUAGUUAGGGUUGGGAAAGGAUGGUGGAUAGGGUUAAAAGAUAUGAUGUGCGUUUAAGUGACACACAGGACAAGAACGGAACACGAACCCAAUCUCCUGGGGGAAAGUCCUGUGUUGCUUGUUUUAUUUUCGGUCUCUAAUACUAAUUCCUACCUUUGAUGCUCUUCAUACUUUAAGGGUGCCAUGUGCAUCGGUAUCUGACACUGAGGGCCACUGACCAAGCAUCAGCAUGAUGAUGAGUUGGGAGUGAGAAUGUCUUGGUUUAAACAGCUCUGGUUUUAAAUGCAGUGAGGACGCCCCCCCUGCUGUUUAAUGUUGAGUACAGCAGCUCCCUCCCUCCAUAUCACAAACUGAAGUCAGAUCACAAAUACAUUUAUUAUUCUUUACUUUCUUUGUGUGAGUUAAAUGUUUCAAAUGAUUUCCUAAUGUACUGUUCAGUCAAUACAAGGCUGUGAUUUAUUCUGAUGUGUUUUAAUGAUUAUUUUGUACUACUUUUGUUUCUUCAUUUUGAGUGAUUAAAUAUAUUCUGUUGUUCUAAAUGAUAUAAUAUCCUGUCUGAUGUAGUUUUCUGUGAAUCAUUAAUAAAAUAUCUGCUUGAUGAAACCAGUUUGCUCCGAGUGUCUUCACUGGAUCAUCAGCAGCUUUUUGAGUCUGUCGAACUUUCUUCAAGAAACGUCUGUUUGUCUUUGUUAUGUUAAUUAUACAAUUGUAUGUUAUAGACUUAGACCUUGCCUCACUAGAUACACUAUAUACUCACAGAAAUACAUAAAAAGAUAGUUUACACUUACAACUUAAAAGUUCUGAAUAUGUUGAUGUGUUGUGUGUUAACGUCCUGAUAAUUACUUUUUACACUGGUUAUAAAAUUAUUUUAUUG
Messenger RNA from Perca fluviatilis (European perch), 3064 nucleotides. RefSeq lists its product as uncharacterized. The coding region runs from base 149 to 1798 and encodes 549 amino acids. The record is from RefSeq and is a predicted model, not a curated record. NCBI's taxonomy places the organism in Eukaryota, Metazoa, Chordata, Actinopteri, Perciformes, Percidae. The transcript has 3 exons. Gene Ontology annotation, molecular function: GTP binding.